UGUAAAAUCUAAAAUAAACCUAAAUUAAGUGAACUGACUUAAAUAUCAAUGUUUAUACUUUAAUUUUACACACACAAACUUUCUUGUGUUUUCUGAAUCCUUCUUCUCCUUUGUCUCAUUUUACAGGCUUGUGCAAAUGUUUUCACUGUGGCCUCAAACUGUCCAACUCCAACACAUACGCAGAGGUAGGAAGAAAAUUGUGAGUAAAAAUAUCAAAUUAAAUACCGAAUAACCACAAUAAGAAUAUGAAAGUCGAGCAGGGGGCACCAAAGCGCGUUUCGACAAUGCAAACAACAAAAUAAUGUUUAAAACGUGUCAUGACUGUUUGACCCAGAUACUCAGGACACAAACCUGUACAAGCGCUUCCUUUUCUAUGUGAGCUGUAUAGUGCUGAUAGGGUCCGUUAGACACCGCCUACUGUUGAGGAAUCGAAACUUAUAUGUAGACAUAAAAAAGCGAAUGUCUUCACCAUUUCUCAUCCUGGACCAUAACCACACCUGAAAUAGGUUGGCAAACCAGCUUAUGUUACUUCCGAAUCAUGGCUUAUAAUCAGCAGAUACCUUUCUACAAUCCAGUAAGUGACUCAAACAUCAUUUAAAGUCUUUAUUUCUCCUGAAAUUGACGCUACAGUGGAAGAGCCUGGUGUUGUAACAGAAACGCUACUUUUGGACUGGUUGAAGGCAAAACGUAGCCGAACGACUGUCAAAAAUGUGUCAAUUUUAAGGUUAAAUUGUAUUUUUGUGGAGCAACUGGAUUGAAGACAUGGCUCUUGGAUGUUUUGGGUAUCAUAAUGAUCUGCCUGUGAAUACGGCCUACCUUUUGAACAAAAACAUUUUAGUAGCCUAUUGUUUCAACAUAGUUUUUUACGCGUUUUCUUUGCGGAUAAAAUGAGCAAAAAUGUCAAACUUUCAGCUUCUUCUUGGAUCUGGAUUUAUCAAAGAGCGAAACUGUUUCCUGUAGGAGCAAGUGGGAGGAGAGAAUAACUGUUCCCGUCAGUCGACUUUCCAGUGGUCCACAUAUUUGAAGGGUUUGGCAAACAUCCGCAGAAAAGUGGCCAAACUGAGGCGCAGACUUUUUAGGGUUGGCCAAGUGUGGCAAACAUCAAGAGCUCACGCAAAACAAAGAAGGGUUCCCUUACUUAAGUGCAUCUUAUCUUAGAAACACCUUCAGCUACAAAUUUUUACAAAUAAAGAAUCCCAAAAUUAUGAUAUUCUUGUUUUAAUUCUCCACUUUGAUAGGUAGCCAAAGACAGUGGGGAAAAUUUUAAUCUGCUGAACAUAAAUCUCUGUAGGACUCAAUAAUGUCUGUCAACAGUUGACAUGUAAAACAUUGACUAGAGGAAAAAACAUACUUUCAAAGGCAAAAAAGUUACCGACUGACUGCCUGUUGGAAGUGUAAGAGCCAUGAUCUCUGACAAGGUGAACAGCUGAACCAUAGCUUGAUGUAGGAUUUCAGAAUUGCCACUAGGAGCCACAAUGUCAUUUUUUUACAGGGCUCUCAUUGGUGAAGUGCUAAAGAGAUCUCAGAAUUAGAGGGUCCUAGCUGCUGAAAAUAGGACCAUUUAAACAGUUUUAAACUCUAACUGCUACAGUAAAGUUUGUCCACAGCCCCAUAAGCUUUGCUGGCAGAGGCAGGAUUUAUGACCUUUAAUGCAGCCUGUCACCAGAGGGUGCUGUUCUUGGAGUUGCUUCGCCCAGCGAGGAGGCAGAUGGCAUCCAUUCUAUAAACAGUCUAUGGGUUCAACCAAGGAGACAGACAUUUUGUUACCAUGUUACUAACUGUGCAUCUUGGGGUGGGAGAAAUCUUAGUUGAACCAUCCUCAUUUCAGCAGGAGAUGCAGUGAAUCAAAACAAGGUAAAAACACGUAUUUAAACGAUAACUCAUGUCUGUUUUCUUAGAGACUCCCAUUCACUGGAUCAAUCCAUGGUGGUCUGCAGGAGGGGAAAUCCAUCAAUGUCAGUGGACGAGUCCCACAUGGAGCUGACAGGUCAGACAGCCCUUUUUAUUUCAUGUGAUACCCCUAAUAUUAAAUAGGGUACAAGAUAAACUAAAUCUAAGAGAUAAAUGAGAUAAAGAAAUGAGGAAGUCUGCAAAGAGCAUUCGGUAGAUGGUUCAAGAAUGACAGGGCUGAGCAGGAAGUUAGCAGAGAUAGCAAUUAGUAGCCCAAUCAGUACCUGCACCCUAAAGGUGACACAAUGAAACAAAGAAAGAAAAAUCAUUUUGCGAAUAAGCAAAUGUAAAGAUGUUAAUUUACAGUUUGCAAUGAAAAUGAAUUUCUUGAUAGCUGUAAUCCUAUGUAGGGUUUUCCAGUUUACAGUUGUGUAAGUUUGCUCUCUGGCAUAGGCCUAACUAUUACACUCUGUCUCCCAUGUAUGCAUCACAUUUCAUCUGUUUAUGAAUCCACAAACCUUACUGUGCAGGACUACAAUGUCAUAUGACACCAUUUUUCCUGUAAGCCAUGGGCAAGUUUCUGUGCAGAUAUGGAUUUAUUCUGUAUACUGGCAAAAAUGGUGUUGAAAAGGUUGCAUACACACAAUAGGGUUUAAAGUUUCAAGGUAUUUAAAAAAACAAAUAUGGUAGAUUAUAGAGAAUUGAGAAUAAAGUAGAAGUAAAAUCCUUUUCUUCAGAGUAAACAGUUGUAGUAAGAUAAUUUUCCUAAAAGGAUUAAAGUUAUGAGUGAAUCGACCAAUAUUAUUCUGAGAAUAAGAUGAUUAAUUUAAUCUGCUACUUAAUGCUGUUUUGAAGCAGGAGAACAUAAAUAUUUGCUCUUGGAACAGUCUUUUUUGAGCCUUUUCCUUGAAUGUGACCCUAAUACUGUCAAAUUUUUCUGUAAUGUUUCACAUUUCAGUAUAGGGCUUUUUGGGGACAGACUCACUUUUGGGAUAGCUUCUGACAGACUCUCAAGGAAUUGCAUUUUUGUGCACUGUUACUUUUGUAAAGGGAAAUGCACUUAAAUUACUUCCCCUUUGAAGGUCUUUGGUAUAUUAUGUGGUCCUUAUUAGCAACAAUGUAGAAAUCGAAACAUUGUUUUUUUCUUGCCAUUUCAACUGUAAUGACACAAGGGUCACUUGAGGUCAAUUGCAUUUGUUUUUUUUUUCUUUUUGAGCUUAAGUAUUGUGACCUAAUGUCUUUUUAACAGGUUGAGUGGCACAUUUAAAAAGUGUAGAUUGAAUUUUUUUUAUCAUGAAAAGUUAAAUAAUGAAGUUUGUUUCUCUGUGUUUCAUUACAGGUUCCAUGUGAAUUUACAAUGUGGCUCUGCACCCAAGGCAGAUGUCGCUCUGCACUUUAACCCUCGCUAUGAUAGUUUUCUGAAUUAUGUGGUCACAAACUCCUUCCAGCAAGGCCGCUGGGGCACUGAAGAGAGAAAGCAACAGUGUCCAAUUCCCUCUGGCUCCAACUUCACCCUGCUCAUCACUGUCUGCCGUGACACCUUCCAGGUUGGUAUGAUACAAAACUGAUGAAAGUAGAAAAAGGUUUACUCUGUGUGAUCAAGGUAGUAGAAGAUUAAACUUUAGGUUUAAGCUGGUUUUAUGAAACACCAGCAUCUAUUUCAUGGUGAAACUCAGUUUGAGUCCUUGGUGAGUGCAAAGCAGGUUUGUUUUCUGCUUAGAAUUUUGUGCUCAUGCUUAUAUCUACAUUUUUACAAUGAUACAAAUUCAACUCAUUCCAACAGGAAUUUUUCAUACUUUAAACUUUUCUGCAAUCAAGCGUCCAAAUCUUAACCUAUCAAGUUUGUGGUCAUCACGAAAAUUCUUUUAGACAGGAAAUGUGAUAUUUGUAAACUAACACAUGUCCUCUCUGCAGGUGAGCGUGAAUGGCUGCCACUUUAUGGAGUACAGACAUCGUAUCCCAUUUCAGCAGGUGGACACCAUUUCAGUAGGUGGGAAUGUGGAAAUCUCCUCUAUCGCCUUCCAGAGCCCUGUGGUAAGAAAAAAAAAAAACAAAUAAUGAACACAAAAGUAGAUAAGAUACCAGCUAGUUAAGAGAUUUUGCAUUUUAAGUGCUUGCAUUUUUCUUCUUGUGGCUACUUUCCUGGACAGGCGGCUCAGCCUGCAUUUCCCUCACAUGGAGCAUUCCCAUCAUUUCCACCCCAACCUGGAUUCCCUGCAUAUCCUGGAUUUCCACCCCAGCCUGGAUUUCCAACCCAGCCCGGAUUUCCUUCUCAGCCCGGAUUCCCUCCUCAGCCCGGAUUCCCCUCACAACCAGGAUUCCCAUCACAGCCUGGGUUUCCUCCUGCAGCACUGGUGAGUAUCAGAGCUAAUGGCAAAAAACUCAAGAUGUUGUUAAAAGUUAAAUUUUCUAGCAGUCUGCUUGCCAACUUUACACCAUCAUGCCUUAAAGUCAAACUGAGCAACACUUGUGAGAGAAUUCAACUAUGUUAGGCAAUUUAUUUUUCUUGAAUGUAAAUAUUUAACAUUGGAGUGAUGAAUAUAAAUUGAUAUAACUAAAGAUUUAUAUGUUUUCAGGAUUACAUAGAUAGAUGAGACAAAGUGGUGCAAGAAAACAGACAUGGAGAAAGAGGGAUAAACCAGCAGUGGAGCCAAAUUAGCACACACUUGUUUUUAUCGACAAAAAAGGUCUGUUUAAAAAUAAGGCAGAUAGUUGGCCAAAUGCUGAAUUUUGCCUUUCUCUAAUAUGAACGUUUUAUUUAAUUUUUAAUUAGUCUGUUCUGCUGAAUGCUGCUACAUACCACACACUGCACCUUUAGCAAAGCAGCAUGCACUGGCUGAAUUACAAAGGCUCAGGAAUAGAGCCUUGAGGUACUCCCUGUUAAGAUAAUCCGCUCAGAAUGAUCAUAGGGACACAAUAUGAAUAAAAACCAAUUCAUACAGCAGGUGUAUUUUAUCAGCCCUGUCAAAGGUAAUAUUUAGCCAUGUUAAGAUAAUGGCAACACACAGUACUCUGUGUUGGUGUACAUGAGUAAUACUUUUAAGUGAAACAGGAUUUCAGUUAUCUUUGGCUAAAGCACCUUGUGUGUCUGUUUAGUCUGUCCCAUACAGCAAUGUCAUCAGUGGUGGACUCACACCAGGCCGGACUAUCACCAUCCAGGGCACUGUUCAUCCCAGUGCAACAAGGUUUGUCUUCAGCAUUGACUCAAAACAGUGGAUUACUCUGUAAAAAUUAAAUACCUCUUCAAUUUGAUUACACUAAGAAUAAUACGUUUAACCCUGGAACACAGCUUUACCUGUAGUCCAGACGUGCAGUCAUGUGUGAUGUUUGGGACAAACUGCCCAAAAACAAAUCCAGUGAGUUUUUAGUGAGUUUUGUCCAUCUCAGGGUAUGUCAUUAUUUGUAAUAUGGAGGACUGGUUCAGGACUGUAAAAUAUCUUUUAUUCAUUUGCUCUCACUUUUAUCAGUUUGUAAACCAUAUUUUUUCAUUUAAAAUUACAUUAUGUUUUGCAGAAGCUGGGACAAAAGUAAAUGUUUUCCAAGACUGGAAAAAGACCACUUCAGUUCCCCUUUGUCUUACAAAGGGGAACUGAAGUGGUUAAAAUUUAAAAAAUUGCUCUUUGUGUUUCAUUCCCUUAGGUUUAACCUGAAUCUAAGUUUCCCCUUUGUCUUACCAAGGGGAACCUGAAGUAACUGAAGUGGUUAAAAUUAAAAAAUCACUCUUAUGUUUCAUUCCCUUAGGUUCAGCGUGAAUCUCAACCAUUCCUCAGGCACUGCUCUGCACUAUAACCCACGUUUUGAUGAGAAUGACGUGGUCAGGAACAGCAAGCAGAGCAAUAAGUGGGGCAGCGAGGAGCGAGGAGGAGGGUUACCUUUCCACAAGGGACAACCUUUCACGGUAAGACAGCAGGUCUUUGAGUAACUGCACAGAGUAAACCACUUGGUCCCGCCAGAGGGGAAUAAGAAAAGUAGGAUGAUUCCAAGGGCACAUCACGAAUAGGAACUCUCACCAGAAACUUGAUUUAUGCAGCACUGUACACACAGCACAGAUGAUCCGAAGUAAGCACACAGAAGAUAACCAAAAGCAAAUGAAAUGAGCAAACACAAGUAGAGGAAGAAAAAAUCUGAGUGACAAAGCAGUAAAAAAAAUUUAUUGUAAGAAUUACAGCAACAAUAAUGAGAGUGAUAAAAUCUCUAUACUCAUAGAGCUAGUUUAGUUAGGGGCAAUUUAAAGCUGAAGAGUAAAGGCGUGUUUUUGGAUGACUCGAGUGACUCGACUGGUUUAAAACGAUUAUAAGUAAUGCUUCAGAUAUAAACAAAGACAAUCAUACCUCUGUAUCCCAUGUUUCUGAUAAUAUUAAAACUUCACAGUUAUUUAAAAAAAAAAGACUGUUGGAUGUUUAUCGAAAAGAUGAAACGAAAAUACCAAUACAAACACAUGAUAUGACAUUAGGAUCAAACAGUAUUUCAGGAUCCAUGUUGGUACAUUUGCAGUUUUUCUUGACUGCAUUAUUUAUCCUUGCAUCAAUUUUUCUCCAAACCCACAGCAGCUUUUUCAAUGAAUUUUUUGUCUGGCUACUGGGUUCAUGCAAGUGCAGAUGAUAUCAGGACUGUGCAAAUGAAAGAACGUGCUUUGUUGCCAUCUAGAGGUAGAAUCAAAACACACAGGAUGGUUUUACUUUCAUGUUUUACAACAAUUUUAUUUAUUUAUUUUUACCUUGUAGCUGACGAUCUGCUGUGAGAGUCACUCCUUCAGGAUUAUGGUCAACGGUAUGCAGACCAACACCUUUAGACACCGUUUCUCACCCGUCCAACGCAUCAACAGCCUGGAGAUCAAUGGGGAUAUCAGUUUGACUUCGGUGGUGAUUUAGAGACCCAUGACCUGCAUCAGGACCUGUGCCUGGUCCUUACAUUCCACUGGUGUCACUGCAUUUAUUACUGUGUUUAUCAAUACCCACUUGCAGAUUAUUAUUUUUCUAUCCAAGCAACCAAAAAUCCAUAAUUUUAGAUUAGAAUCUCUUUUACAUUUGCUUCUUUCUAGUACCUGGCUUGUUAGACUCUCUAAGUUUGUCUCUUGAGAUCUAAUUGAUAUUAACUAUGUACAUUUAUAACUGCUGGAUUAAUAGUUGAAUUAAGGGAUGACUCUUGGAUGUCACUGAACGUUUGACUGAUUGAAACAAUAUUAAACAGUGCAUUGUUAACAGUUGCACUGAUAUUGGAAAGUUAUAUUAUGUGUGCUGUGCCUGUUGUGUGUGUAAUCUCUGCUUUGUGAAGCAUUAAAAAGAAAUAUUGUACAAUA
Messenger RNA from Xyrichtys novacula (pearly razorfish), 7189 nucleotides. The record is from the annotation of a GenBank genome assembly. NCBI's taxonomy places the organism in Eukaryota, Metazoa, Chordata, Actinopteri, Labriformes, Labridae.